AUACGGCUAGUGGAAGGGACAUACUGUACAGUAUAUAUACAUGCAAUAAUUUGGAGGAAUAUAUUAAUCAAUAUGUCAGAGGAUAAUAUAUACCAAAUAAACCUGAAGGAGCUUAUUGAAGACUAUGCAUGGAGCUGUUUUCAAGACAAUAUGGGAUUUACAAGGGGUAUCUUUAACAGAAAAUCCAAGUUUUACUUCGAUAUAAGCUGGGGAUACCUCGAUUUCUCACACAAGACUGAGAGCACAAAAAGACCGUUGCCCGUAGACAUGUAUCAGAAAAACGUGGAGUUGUAUCAUUCGGAAUACGAGAAUAAAACCACCACAAAACAGAGCUACACGUUUUCAACAUCAAGGGAGACUUCUGCGACUACUAGGAUUGAGCUGCAGGAGAACUACACUAUUGGUGCUGAAACUAAUCUGGAGGUGGACUUAGCGGGUAUUGUUAAAUUUGGGGGUGGAGUGAAUGGGUCUUUGUCGGUGACUAAAACAAAAGGCCAAGAGUUUACCGAGACUCUCACUUGGAAAAUCGAUACAAAUGUUGUGGUCCCUCGCUCGAAUCGCGCCCUUGCGACGCUGUGUGUUCAUGAAGAACCAUCAAUACUUGACUUCACGGUAACUACGACCCUCUCAUUGCCAAAGAAAACUCUUCCAGUGUCUUUAAGACGAAAACGAGAUGAAAAAAUCUUGAAAACGUACUACAUCACGAACCUGAGCGUAAUUUUCGCCGAAUACAACAAGAAGUAUGAGAACGAUAAACACAGAAUUGUAAAAAUUGAAACAAGGCCGUUUGAAGGGAGUUCGAUAGAUGAAGUUAUAGCUGUGAUUACCUCCCGUGGCACGUGUAAAAACGUCUCUUGGAAAAAACAGCAUGUUCAGGUACAGUUUACACCGAUAGAAGGCCCUCCAAAAAUGAAAAGAAGCCGAGCGACGGUCAGAAGAUGAUGGUGAAUAACUGUGACCCCGUGUGUGACAGUGACUGAAAGUUAUAUGAUCACACAUUAUUGAUAGCAGAAAGUUUGAUAAAAAUGUGUGAAAUUUUCUGGAAACAGUUUGAUAAAAUUUAAAAUAAAUAUGAUCAUAGACGCUAUUAGUUUAAUCAUAGCCGAAGAAACAGGAUAACAAGAGAAUUUAUGUUGUAGAGGCGAAUCGGCAGAUACAUAUAACAGUUCCUUACUGUUAUUGUUUAGACACGUGCAAUGUUUCACUGCUAGAAGUUUUUCUUACAAAUAUCUUUUUAAAUGUCUAUCAUCAACAUUUUGGCAUUCAGAGCAAUUAAAGAUUAUUUCAGAACUGCACAUU
Messenger RNA from Mya arenaria, 1299 nucleotides. RefSeq lists its product as uncharacterized. Bases 73 to 942 code for a protein of 289 amino acids. The record is from RefSeq and is a predicted model, not a curated record. The transcript has 2 exons. NCBI's taxonomy places the organism in Eukaryota, Metazoa, Mollusca, Bivalvia, Myida, Myidae.